AUGCUUACCACUAUUGCAGAGCUCGAGAAAGUGAAACUGAAAGAUGAAGUAAACACAGCCAUCAAGUUUUCCACCAAAAUUGAUGGAUCUGUAGACACCAUGCAGCGUGACAAUAAGUUUCUGUUUCUAAAAUACAACUCUCCUGAUGACCCGUUAGAAAUUAAGACAAGUUUGUUGGUGUAACAGACUCUGCUGGCUUAGAAGAUUGUGUUCUUACAGGCUUAACAACAAUUGGAGUAGACAAACUUGUAAUAAAAAAAAAUAUGCUGGUGUUACUGCAGAUGGCGAAUCUGCUAAUACAGGACCUAAAUCUGGCUUGUGGAAGAGGUUAGAAGAUCAUGUAGAGCGAAAACUGAUGAACUUUUGGUGUGCUUGCCAUCGUUCUGACCUUGCAAUGGAAGAUAUGGAAGAAAGUGUUCCUGAGUUAAAAGUUUGGAAGUCAAAUCUAAUUUCCAUCCCAGAAUACUAUCACAAGUCUGUCGUCAGGACGAAAGAACUGAAAAAAGUUCUUCCUACCAUGAAGGCUUUCCCCACUUACCACAAUGUGCUGUUUUCCCAGCAUUUAAACAAUGUCUGUAUUGCUGUCCUUCAUAAUCAAAUUGGAUCCCUGCAGCACUGGGAUAAUGUUUCAAAAAGUAGGGAUUUUGAUACAAGGGAAAGAAAAUGUGCUGAUGGUUUCAUUAAGCUGUGGAAAAAGGAUGGAAUACAGUCAUAUAUCACUUCCAUUGUUUCUGAUUUAUGCUCUGUGUUUCAGAUCUUGCAGACGCACUUCCAGAAAGUUUGCAUUGUUCUUCCUGACAUCAUGAAGCACAGACACUCCUGACGCUCAGAUCUAUGUUAGGUACACCAUAUGCUGGUGGUUCGGAAGAACGUGGGUAAAAGAAACUGAUGAUCCCUUUGAUAUUGAUCGAUCUGGACAAUCUGCUGAGUCAUCGAGGCAAGCAAAGAGAACACACACCUUAAUUGAUGGUUAUCACCAGGGACGACCAUUUACUACCAUACGAAAUGAGAUUAUUAAUGCAGCCAUCAACUUCCUUGAGCAAAGAUUAGACAAUGAGCAAGAAGGCAUAAUGGAAAACAUUGUUGACAUCUGUGGUGCAAAAUCAAUAAAUGAGUUUGUUGUUGCCUCAAGACCACAACUCGAAUGCGCAGGUAUAGUUGGUGAUGAUGUGAAGGAAUUCACUGACACUGUUUUCGAGGUAUAUUUGACGAUCUGA
Messenger RNA from Paramuricea clavata, 1217 nucleotides. The record is from the annotation of a GenBank genome assembly. NCBI's taxonomy places the organism in Eukaryota, Metazoa, Cnidaria, Anthozoa, Malacalcyonacea, Plexauridae.